Durusdinium trenchii is the source of this 2622-nucleotide messenger RNA. The record is from the annotation of a GenBank genome assembly. Lineage: Eukaryota; Dinophyceae; Suessiales; Symbiodiniaceae.
AUGGGAAACUAUGUGUUUUUUAGCAUUACUACGUCAAGAGUGACAAAGUCAAGGGCGCAUAUGUUGCCAAGCUCGUGCGUGGUCAAGGCAAGGAGAUUGCUUGGGCCUCCCUCAACAAACAGCAAGCUCGCCGUGGCUUCCAGUGGAGAAGAUGAACAGGAUGCAAGAUGGGACUUCAUCAUCAGCAACGGUGAGAGAGACAAGGAGAAUUUGAAGCAGAUGCAAAUCUUGACCAUCUUGGAAGAUCUCUUGCCUCAUCUUCGUGGACAUUCCCUGUGGCUGCUCGGAGAGUCCGGUGUCGGCAAAACCCCUCUCGCUCGAAUUCUUUCCAUGAUGUUUUCGCAAUAUCAUGGAGGAAAUGGUCAGUUCAGGUCAGCCCCGGAGUUUGAUUUCUUUCGUGGCAUCUUCUUCGACAAGGCCACGCCUGCCAUUUUUGACGAUGGUGAAAUCGGUAAUGAGACCAUCAAAAAGAAAAAGGCGUUCUUAGAUGUGGGAGAUUCUGAGACCAUCCUGAAAGAAAGGUGGACGGCAGCGAAGUUCGUGCUGCAUCAACUUCGCAUCGUCGUAGACAACCAGUACAACCCAGAGGGUCAAGAAGGCGAUGUUGAUGGUGUUUUCUCAGCAGAAGUCUCCCAUAAGUCUUUCAUGAAGUUGGUCCGUCCAGCCGUGGGCUACAUCGCCAAUGCCGAUGCUAUGGCAAUUCUGAAAAGGGCUGCCUUCAUCGUGUUUGCUGAGAAGUACAUCUAUUUCCGACCACCCACUGAGAAGCAUGUCAAGGUGCAGCGUGUUUUUUGGACCAACUCAAAUUCAAAGGACAUUCUUCUUCCAGAUUGCAAGCCAACCCUGAAGAAUUGGAAAAAUGGUGGGCCUCAGCCGGAUUCUUAUUCCGCAUCUGUGGCGUGGGAGACUGAAUGGUUGAAAGAGCUAUUCCGUCGACAUGAUCAUCCUGUACGUCCUGCUUCGCCAGCUUGUCCUGCUACUCCUUUGACUUCCACGCCUGGUUUGGAUGCGUUGCUUCGGGCUGAUGGGGCAUUGCCUGCUGCACCUGCUUCUUCAAGGCCGGCAUCGAGUUCAUUGUCAAUUCCUCACCCUGCCCCUGCUCUUUUGGUUGGCGUACCUAAAUUGGAGCCAGCCGAGCAUCCGGAUGCGCAUGCAUGGUUGGCCACAGCGACACGUGGAGAUCCUGUGGAUGUAGACACAGAUCGUGCAAGUGCAGGUCCUGGCUGCCAGAAUGGCUUCAAAGAUGUGUGCUUGAUCAUGGCCAUGCAAAAUAUUGGUCUUCCGGUGGUUUGCGAUCAAGAUGGCCCAUUCUCAAUUUCCUACGGCAAUAGUCUGCCACUUCCCUUUGGCGUCCAAUUGUGUCAGAAGCAUUGUCGAAAGUCUUUGCCGGAUGGCAGCUACAUCGUGCAUGACAAGGACAUGAAGCACUUCUUUGCCUUGCAGCAUCGAAAAGGUUUGCUCCUCAAGAAGGAUGGUGAGGUCACCUCAGUGGUGUCUGUUGGUGUGGCAAUGGACAUGUUGUCUUCUGACCAGUACACCUUCUACUACUUGCGAAGGCAAUCCUACUCAGCAUUAAUGAUCUUGGAUGCUGUGGGAGAUUCUAGUCCGCAGACUUUCACAUGUCCUCUGAGCAAGUGUGUCUGUGAAGGUUAUUCUGGUUCCCUCAUCUAUCAUUUGUCUGUCGAUGUUGUGCUGUACGAUUUAGAUGGUCCUCGAAAAAUCGUCCACGUGCAGAAGAAUUAUACUUCCCGUUCUUGCCGGGCUUCUUAUGGCUACAACUAUCGCUGGGAAGCAGGCAAGAAGGUGAACGUCCUUGGCAUGAAGGAUUUUCAGGACAACAUUCUAUUUGUGAACUCGAAGAAGGCCUUUUCUUUGAAAUACAUCCAGUAUCAUGAAGAACUUCUGUUUCGCGGUCAUCUCUUAAGUGCUGUUGUGUCGUGUGCUUACCACGUUGUCCACGGAGAUUCCCAAGAGUCAAUCCUUCAGAACUUUGACAAGUUGCAUGCGUCUGCGUUGUUCUACUACAUGGCUGUGAGGGAGUUCAAGUUGUUGGACCUGCAUCAGGAGAUCAUGAUCGAACAGGAGAUCCAAGAUACCCAUCUUGACCUCUACGAUUCUUUUUGCCACUCAUCUACCUUUCCUCCACACAAGCGUCAGCAGGUGAAGACCUUAGUCCUUGAUGGAAACCAGAAGCUGAAGAUGCAGUGUGAUAUGGCGCCAAUGAAGCGCGCAGGCCGUCCUAGGAAGUCUGAGCACACCACCGGGCACUACACCAAUGGCUGGAUGCUUGCGUGUGAUCCGAAGUCCGGUCGCAUCAUCAGCUUGCAGGUCUUCUCGUGGUUCCGCAACUUUACCCCUAUCAUCAAUGAGAUGCGAGCCCACCGGCACAAAUUCUUCUUGUUGCUUCUGUCCAAACGUCACAACGAGUCCAUUGAGGGUGGCAACAUUCGGUAUUUGCAUCCAAUUCGCCUGCCAAACCUCUUCAAGAAUGCGAAGUCUGUCUCAUACCUAUAUGGAAAGAAGUCCAACACGAAGAAUGCAAUUGGCAAACCCUCGUCUGGCAACAAGAUGGUCAUGAAGGGCAAGUCCAUGAAGAGUAAAUCCAUGAAGUACAAGAAGUGA